Molecule: messenger RNA, 582 nt
Organism: Meleagris gallopavo (turkey)
Lineage: Eukaryota; Metazoa; Chordata; Aves; Galliformes; Phasianidae
Source: RefSeq, a predicted model, not a curated record
AGCAGGACGUCUUUCAUGGGGAUCAGUAGACAGAUUCAGACAUCAGGAUUGACUCAAAAAGGCAACAUGAAAGAAACUCGGAAACCACGUGCAGACGACAAAUUCUGCGGCAUUUCCAGGCUUACGUUAUUUCUGCUGGCGCUGUCACUUGCAUUUAUUGGUAAAACGAUGACUGGUGCUUACUUGAACAGCAUGUACACACAGAUAGAGAAGCAAUUCAAUAUUCCAGCAUCUUUAGUGGGAAUCAUUAAUGGAAGCUUUGAAAUUGGUAACCUGCUGCUGAUAGCAUUUGUGAGUUACUUUGGAGGAAAGUUUCACAGACCCAAAGUAAUUGCUUUGGGCUGCACGGUUUUUGCAUUUGGCUGUCUUUUGACAUCAUUUCCUCAUUUUCUAUUUGGAAGAUAUCAUAUUGAAAGCAGCGUUUCACCACAGGAGAAUUCUUCAGUCGUGCCUCUGUGCCAUGUUAAUCAAAGCUUGUUCUCUUUACCUACAGAGGAACCAUCAACAGUUUUCAGAGGUUUCAUAGCAUGCAGUGAAAUGCUGCCAGCUGCAAUAGUGCCAUCAGCUGAAAUUCUCAUGUGA